Pistacia vera is the source of this 1420-nucleotide messenger RNA. RefSeq lists its product as uncharacterized. The transcript has 4 exons. The record is from RefSeq and is a predicted model, not a curated record. NCBI's taxonomy places the organism in Eukaryota, Viridiplantae, Streptophyta, Magnoliopsida, Sapindales, Anacardiaceae. Bases 122 to 1225 code for a protein of 367 amino acids.
UUUAGUUUUAGGAUUUCCUAUUAUUUGCUGCAUCACUUUCCUCUCUCUUCCUCUUGUGCAUCGUUACUGACGGCUUUUUCAGAUCGACAAAAUUUAGCAGAAGAAGAUUUGUGGUGAGAUAAUGGAAGAAUCCUCAAGAAGAUGGGAGGAUUUAGAUACUCAUAUUCUCAAGAAAAUAUUUUCCUUCAGUGACUCGCCUGGUAAUAUUUUAAGAGUGUGUCACUCGUGGCGAUUAUGCUGUUUUGAUAUUUUGUUUUGGGAGCACAAUGUGCUUGAUUUGAGUCCUCUAGUGGCUGCUCCGGGAAAAGUUGAUUCAUUUUCUGGAAGAUCAUUCAGACUUCGGCGUUUGAUUCCUAAAAAUGUCAGUUCAAUGGCAGGCUUUAAGCAUAUAGAUAAUAAAUUGAUGAAGCUAUUAGAGAGUAUACUGUACGGUAAAGAUGUGUUUGGCAUUUCUUUGGAGCAUUGGAGAUUGUCCAUAAGGAGUCUUUUCAUUCCAAAAGAUCUCGAGAUAUCAAACCAGCAUCUCCUUUACAUUGCAGAAAGAACACCAAGACUUGAAAGUUUAACUGUACUUGGGACAUCAAGAAUAACGAGCGGAGGUUUUGCAAAUGCAGUUUGUAAUUGGAAACAUGUUAAACACAUAAUUCUUGGUCAUAUCACCAGUAGUCAAUGCUUUACUUAUAUCUUAGAAGAGAUUGGCAGAGUCUGCCGUGAACUUAGAACACUAAAUGUACGUGGGCGCCUCCGUUUUCAGGCAAGUACAGCAUAUGAUGUAAGUAAGAAUCUGCCAGACGUGGAAAGACAGAAGUUCGAAGUUGCUUUCUUAAUUAGAAAGGUUAUGAAUCUUUUCUUGUCCAACUGCCCUAAGCUGGAGAAGAUUCUUUUUGAUGAUUGUUUUAUAGAUUACGAUUUUACCGAUUUACUUGAAUGGAGUCGUUUGAGUUUCGCCAUAAAAUUUGAUCAAAGGGAAAAGACAGGCGGUGGCAUUUUGCAGCUGGAAAUAAAGGCAUUGAACAGGGCACUGAAUCUUAUUUACUGGACAAGUUUAAACUAUGGAUGGAUGAACAACCGCCAUGGAUGGAACUUCAUUCGUGGGCUAUAUUUACACAAAUUAGCUAGUUUUCCAGCUCGAAGGGCCCCUGCUUCAGUUGAAAAAGCAAAUAAAUUAUCACUCGUACAACCAUCAAAUUUCACUAAAGAAAGAGACAAAGAAACAAUUACAUAAAGAUCUUGUCUGAGAUUCAAGAUGUAUCGGCACGAAAGUACUCUCUUGAUCAAAAAUAUCUAAGCUGAAGCUAUGAUUCUCUCUAAUUCAUUCAGUAGAAGCACAAGAUUGCGUGGGUACUUCAUUUGCAUCAUUAUCCUCCAGUAUACUGUUUAGCAGUAGCAUUAGUUUUAUAUCCGUGUGAUUGUAGUUUUC